Molecule: messenger RNA, 2019 nt
Organism: Folsomia candida
Lineage: Eukaryota; Metazoa; Arthropoda; Collembola; Entomobryomorpha; Isotomidae
Gene: Bx42
Product: SNW domain-containing protein 1
Exons: 9
Coding region: 204-1859 (551 amino acids)
Biological process (GO): mRNA splicing, via spliceosome
Cellular component (GO): spliceosomal complex
Source: RefSeq, a predicted model, not a curated record
UGCCGUUUCUAUUGCGCCAUAUUGCCUUCCUAUUAAAAAAGACUUUCGUUUCUCAACGCCAGGUUAUUAAAUAACUCCCCAAUUACGAAUUAAAAGUUUACACUGUUGGAAAUUUCAUCAGUUUGCAACCAAGUAUAAAAUCGUACAUUUGUUUCUGUUCUACCAAUCCGCAAGAUAAAGUUGUCGCUGUAAAAGAUAAAGGAAUGUCGUCGCUAACUAGUAUUUUGCCCAUCCCGACAAAUAUCGUAAGGGAUCGAGAGGAUGAGCGGUUAUUGGUACGAAAGCAACAACAGCAGUCGACGAUGACCCUUGUGGCCAUCGGCGAAUCGAAAGCACCUCCUUACGGAGCUCGAAGGGGUUUUAUACCAAGGACUCCUGAGGAUUUUGGUGAUGGAGGUGCAUUUCCAGAAAUCCAUGUCGCCCAGUUUCCAUUAGGAAUGGGGAAGAAGGGUCCCGACUCUGGGGCUAAGGCAUCCAACGCCGUGGCUGUUCAGUUAGAUGCAGAAGGAAAAAUAAAAUACGAUGUGCUUGCUCGACAAGGCCAUUCUAAGGAUAAGAUUGUUUUCUCCAAGUAUACUGAUCUCCUUCCUAAAGAAAUUACAAAUGAGGAUGACCCGGAGCUCCAGAAACCGGACGAAGACAACAUUAAGGAGAUCACAGAAAAGACUAGGCAAGCUUUAGAAAAGUUGACACAGAGUAAAAUUGCCGCAGCAAUGCCCGUUAGAUGCGCUGAGAAAAGGGGAGAAACACAGUUCAUCCGUUACACUCCUUCCGAGCAAGGUCAAGCCUUCAACUCUGGUGCGCAACAAAGAGUGAUAAGGAUGGUGGAAGUACAGAGGGAUCCAAUGUCACCUCCUAGAUUUAAAAUCAAUACAAAGAUUCCUCGUGGUCCCCCUUCCCCACCGGCGCCUGUACUGCAUUCCCCAACGAGGAAAGUUACAGCCAAGGAGCAGAAAGAGUGGAAAAUACCUCCUUGUAUUUCAAACUGGAAAAACGCAAAGGGUUACACUAUCCCUUUGGACAAGCGAUUGGCUGCUGAUGGGCGUGGACUGCAGCAAGUUCAUAUCAACGAAAAUUUUGCUAAACUUGCGGAAGCUUUGUAUAUUGCAGAUAGAAAAGCAAGAGAAGCUGUAGAAAUGAGAGCACAGUUAGAAAAGAAAGUUGCUCAAAAAGAAAAGGAGAAAAAGGAAGAACAUUUGAGAACAUUGGCUCAAAAGGCGAGAGAAGAGCGUGCUGGAAUUCGUACGGGAAUGGCAGGCGAGAAAGAUGAUGAUGCCAAAGAACGAGACCAGCUUAGGCAUGAACGCCAUAAGGAUCGACAAAGGGAAAGAAAUAUUCAACGCGCUGCACCCGACAAGAGAAACCGAUUGGAGAGAGAGAGGGAGCGUGAUAUUAGUGAACAGAUAGCUCUAGGACUGCCUGCGAAAACUAUAACCGGUGGCGAAACCCAAUUCGAUUCCCGGUUGUUUAAUCAGAGCAAAGGAAUGGAUUCUGGUUUUGCAGAUGAAGACUCAUACAACGUCUACGACAAAGCUUGGCGUGGAGGUGGAGACGUUUCACAGGGCCUGUAUCGACCAAAGAAAGGGGGCGAUAACGACGCUUAUGGCGAAGACCUAGACACACUAAUUAAAACCAAUAAGUUCGUGCCAGAUAAGGAGUUUAGUGGUACGGAUAGAGCGGCAGGUUCUUCUCGGUCUGGCCCUGUUCAAUUUGAGAAGGAUGAGGAGGAUCCCUUUGGCUUGGAUCAGUUCUUGCAACAGGCCAAAAGGGCAAGCAAAAGGGGUGGGGAUGAAAGUAGCAGUAGUAGCAAAGAUAAGCCUUCCUCAUCUUCAAGUGACAAGCGAAGAAGGAGGGACUAAUAGUAGCGUCACAUAAGAAAUUUAAUGAUGGCAACCAUGCUAGAAGUUUAGAUUGUUUUAUAUAGAUUACACACAUAUAAUGAUUUUGUAAAUUCAAAAUAUUUUUUGUGUUGCUUUUAUUUUAUUCUACUCGAAUAAAUUAAUUCAGUUAUUCGUGAUA